AUGGCCAGCGCCGCCGUGUCCCAGCUCCAGCAAUGGACUUUUGAGAAGCCCACCGUACGCUCCAGUACUCUCAACUCCGUUUCGAGUGCCAAAUUGGACGACGCCUCGGACACCCUCAGGAUAGAUACUACUGCCGUCGAGAAGCCCAGUGCCAUCUGCAAGAAAGAGAACAUUUGCCUCCAGGAACGAUACAUGUCCAGCGAAGAGGGCCUCUCACCAGCAGACAUGGCCUCGGACUCGGAAUCAGAGUACGACUACGACGAUGUCGUCAUCCACGACAUCACCAGGGAGUGCCAGAAGGCAAGGACGCUGUCAGUAUCGAGGUGGAACAAGGGACAGUCUUGUGACAUGGCAGUCCGCGUGUCGUAUGCCUUUGCUGGCCGACCAAAGGUUAUUGAGCUCGCCACGGUUGCUCCUCCAUGCCCACCUGUGCAGCAGCGUGCAGUCUCGGUUGCCCACCUCCCCGUCACAGCCAUCAGCAAGCUCAGGAAAGCAGACCAGGCCCAGCGCAUGUCACUGACCGUCACUACCACCAACACUCGCCCCCUCUCACCUCCUGCCAGCCGCUCGGUUUCGCCGUCCAUCAACUUCGAUACUCGACGACCAUCCACAAGCCAUUCGCCUCUCACCAAGAAGCUCAGCACGCUUGAACUGUCGAGUUCCGCAUCCACCACAUCUACCAUCCAGACCGGUAACUCAAGUCGUAGUGUUACACCUGUCAACGAUGCUUCAUUUCGACCAGGUAGCGCGACUGCCGAGUCAUCUAGCUCGGGUCGUUCCUCCGUUUACGUACCCUCGAUUUCUCGCAGCGACCUGCACCGAAUCCAGACUUCACAGGCGCAGUUCCGACAGUCACACAUUGCACCACUGACACCGGUAUCGCCCGCGAGCCACGCCUUUCUCAACACGGAUCCUUUUGGAAAUCAGAGCGCCGACAACGUCGCUAAGCCUGCGCCACACAGACGACUACGGUCCAUCUCCAUGAAACUUGCCCUAGCUAGGAUUGCCAUCUCACCAUCAUCGAGAAAGCACAGCGCACAGAUCAACGGCCAAGCGCCGCCAACACCAAGCUCUCCAUUCACGCCUCUCACACCACAGACGGCGCCUCUUGAAGGCAUGUCGUCCUACUUCCCGGGCCCAGUUCCCAACAAGCUACGACGCGCGUCCACUAUCCUGCGACCAAAGUCUCGUCACGCAGAGUCAGUUAGAGGCCCUUCGCCGGAGAUGCCUCCGAUCCCCUCUUUCACCUCGAAUUCGUCGUUCAACCGGCAAUCAAGAAUGGUUGCUCGCGGCGCAAACGAGAGGGCACCUACGCUUGAGAUUCCUUCUUUCGAUGACCUGGAGGAUCCCAUGGCUAGCAUCAAAGCCAAGCGUCUUAGGAAGAGGAAGUCGCUAAUGAGCCUGAUGUAA
Molecule: messenger RNA, 1410 nt
Organism: Dothidotthia symphoricarpi CBS 119687
Lineage: Eukaryota; Fungi; Ascomycota; Dothideomycetes; Pleosporales; Dothidotthiaceae
Exons: 1
Coding region: 1-1410 (469 amino acids)
Source: RefSeq, a predicted model, not a curated record